AUGGCAAGUGCGGCAGCGUCGGCGGCGGCGACUCCCGGCAGGAUGUCAAGUGACGCAGCAGGAUCCGACGAUGAGUGGGAAGUUAUCCUGCAGGAUCCGGCUGAAGCAGUGAGACAGCUGGACUUCAAGUUGACGUCCUUGCAAGACUUCAGCAGCAAGGCCUCUCAGGUUCUUCAGUCGUGGUAUGACAGGUGCAGUGUGGAGGACACUCUCCAGCUUUGUCCUGAAUUGGACAAGGUCGCUGAGGUCUGCGGUCAGGAAGAUCGCCUCAUCGUGGCCGGCAAAGGCAAUGUCGGGAAAAGCAGCAUCGUGAAUGCUUUGCUCGGUGAGAUGUUCUGGCCAGUUGCACGCUGCUGCCUGACUUCGCGCAUCUGUGAAACCCGUUACGGUGAUGAGAAAGCCUAUGCUCCACGAGAUGGCGAACGUUCCGUGCAGUGCCAAAAGGUACCCAAGGAAGCGGUUCACAAGAGUAGAGCCACAGAGCACAGUGAGUUCCUAGCCAUGGCCAGAAGUCCUUUACGGGCUUGGGCGCCUUGCGAACUCUUGAAGUCCAGAGUGGUUCUGGUAGAUUUGCCGGGUCUGGAUCAGGAGCCGGAAUACGUGGAAGCCUUCCAGACUUACACCAAAGAAAACUCUCGUGAAGGCGUCGUGCUACUCUACGUGCUGGAUGUCAAUAGCAAGCUUUGCGAGUCAGACCGCCGCUUCUUUACACAGCUCAUGAAAUCUGCCUGGGCGCCACUCUCGCAGGGUCUCCUCAUCCUGGCGAACAAGUGUGACGUGCUUCAGGACCAGGACUCAGCAGAGGAGGAGCCACCCGAUCCCAAGUCAUACAUAGAAUUCCUGUUGUUCGACCUUGCUUUUACCCUAGAUUACGAUGAGCUGAUCAACGACAUCAAGGUGGACGCAGGGAACUACUGCACCCCGAAGGUAAUGCGCCUUUCCAUGAAGGAUAGGAAGGCCAGCGUACAGCAAGCAUUGUCAGACUGGGACAAGAUCCAGCUUGAGGUGACUAAGGCUUUGAGUACAAAGAAGUCCUAUCGUUUGCAGCAAAGCUUGAGUGCCAUCAGCCAGGUGAUGUGGCGCCUGGAAACAAAGAUGAGCGAAGUAGAAGUUCAGCUUGCCAGGCGUCGGGAGUAUGAGGCUUCGUUAGCCGGGGCCAGAUGCGGUCUUGACAGAGUUGCGCGGGACGCAGCAAGGCAAGUGCAGCUAAUUGCCGAAGAGCUCCGCGUGAUGCAUGAAGAUAGGAAGGAGGAACAUCUCCGUGCAUUGCUGAGAGGUGAGCUACCUCAUUGGGGACAGACCGUGUCGGGCCCUCAGCUCGCAGACGUCCGCCGAGCAAUUGCGGAGAGGCUCGAGGGCAUGGUCGCCAACGACAUGUUUGCACGAGUGGAACUGUCCUCUGCCUUGUCCAUGCUCUGGGAGAUCAUGGGAUCGUUUUCUCUCUCUGACUGGAUCCGGGGGGCCCCAGCGAGUGUGUCGCUUGUGGGGUCACUUGCGUCGGCGCUAGCAGCAGCGGCUGCAUCGAAAGUUUUUGCGUUAUUUGGUGGACCAAUGCUCGCAUUUGAGAUCAACGAGGCAUUUGUAACACAAGAAGUUGAUGCCUACUACAACGACAUCCUGAGCCGGGUGGAAGAAGAUGCAAUGAGGGAGUAUCAGGGCCUGCUGAGCAGCGCUUGUGCCGAAGUGGAAACGCAGGAACGCUUGUUAGGAUCCCUCAAAGCUGCAGAUCUGCAAGAACUGGUCAACGAGGGGUUCACAUCCACCUUCUCAGAGCUUGGUGCAGAAUACCAAGCAGUGUCCCGGCAGUGUCAGGUGACACUUGACGAU
Molecule: messenger RNA, 1827 nt
Organism: Symbiodinium pilosum
Lineage: Eukaryota; Dinophyceae; Suessiales; Symbiodiniaceae
Source: the annotation of a GenBank genome assembly